AUGCAGGCCAGCCUGUGGGAGCCGCCGCACGAUGGGCUGCUGCUAUGGGCCGAGGGCCUCCCCUUCUUCUACUGCUACAUGCUGUUGCUGGUCAUGGCUCUGGCCAUCUUUGUCUGCGAGAACGUGGUGGCACUCGCUGCUAAGGCCUGCACCUUCCUCCAGUACCAGUGCCAGGCGCGAGACUUCCUGCCGCCCAUGCUCGCCCGGGAGCUGCAGCCGCCGCCCUCGCAGCGCACCUCGGUCCAGAGGUGUCCCCAGGCCCCUAACUCUGCUCUGGUGCCAGGGUCUCCCCAAGGCUACAACGGCGGGAGCCAGAGGGGUCCCAGCUUUGCUGGCCGCGUGUCCCUUGCAGCCUUAGGCCAGGAGCGUGGAGCCUGGCCCCGCCUCAUGGAGCCUGGCUGUGGCCCCGACCACGUGGAGCCUGCAGCAGCCCCGGCCCAGGCAGUGUGGCACCCUGGUGUGCAGGAACUUCACCGAGGCUACAACCUGCCCUUUGUCCGGCCUCGGACACACCCCACCAGCAGCACUGUGGGCAGCAGGAAGCCCUACUGGGGAGCAGGCAGGGCCCCGUCCUGGUGUGCGGAACCUGGAGUCCUGGCGGUGGGUGGUGGGCCCUGGGGCAGCCCCGCUCCUCGGGCCCUCAGUGCCGUGGGCUGCACCCCGGCUCUCUCUGUGGAGAUCAUGGAGCUGCAGUGCCACACCUAGUCACUGUUACCUAGUACCCUCAGCUGCCCCACCCAGGGCAGGUUUUCUGUCACAAUCUCCUUGGUAGCAAGUGGCCACAGCAGAUGGUUGGGACCUGGCUUCACGGAGGAUCCUUCCUUUCUCCAUUCCCACUGACAGUUGUCCCCUGGCAUGUAUAUGAGGCGAGCAGAAGCUUCGGCCAUGCUGAGGACGGCUCUCUUGCUGCUCCAGCUCUGGGUGGUGCUGGCUGCCAUCCAGUGUUCUCAAGGCCGUCCCUCAUGGCGCUACAUCUCCUCCGAGGUGGUGGUUCCCAGGAAGGAGCAGCCCCGCGGCAAAGGCAUUCAGACACCAGGCUGGCUCUCCUACAGCCUGAGUUUUGGGGGCCAGAGACACGUCAUUCGCAUGCAGAGCAAGAAACUGUUUUGGGCCCAACAUCUGGUGAUGGUGACUCAGGAUGACCAGGGAAACUUGCAGGUGGAUAACCCCUUUGUCCCUCUCGACUGUUACUACCUUGGCUACCUGGAAGAGGUUCCUUUCUCCACAGUCACCGUGGACACGUGCUAUGGGGGCCUGAAAGGUAUUAUGAAGUUGGAUGACCUUACCUAUGAAAUCCAACCCCUUGAGGAUUCCCGAAGGUUUGAACACCUGGUUUCUCAGAUAGUCGCAGACGCCAACGCAAUAGGACCCACAUAUAUGCUGGGGCACAAAGAAGAGAGGCACCCCCUGCUUUCUCAAGUGGAUACCAACACAGCCUCCCGAAUCAGCAGUAAGAUCUAUGCAUCCCACAGAGGAAAUAUGAAAGGCUGCCUUAUGAGUGCCCAUUCUGUAUAUACUCAGUACAACAAUGUGACAAAGUGUGCCACAUUCCUGAUAGGUAUAGGUAGUUUAGUUGACUCCAUGUUCCAUGGUCUUGAUCUAAGGUACUACAUCAGCGCCCUAGUCAUUUUUAAUGUGAGGGAUCCAACCACCAUGGACAACUAUGCAGUGCCAGGGAGUCCGUUUCAUAAUCAUUAUGUAACCCACAUUCAUACUCCUCUUCAGCUACAUUCAGGCAUAAUUACGAUUAGAGAUGGGCCUCAUGAUCUUGCUUUUACUCCAUAUCUCUAUGGUUUAUGCCUAUCAACCAAUCUCGUCAUGGUGGGUGUUCGGUCAAGACAUUACUUCUUGUUAUCAAUUAUAGCCAGCCAAUUCGUUGGGAGAAGUUUUGGUCUGUAUUAUGAUGAGCAAACUUGUGUUUGCCACAGAAGGGCCACGUGCAUCAUGUACAGGUACCCUGUGAUGACAGAUACCUUCAGUAACUGUUCCAUACAACACUUAGGAAAUAUACUUUUUAAUGGUAUAUCAAACUGCGUCUACCAGACUGGAUUUGUGUUUUCAAACAGAAGCCUGACAGUUGCUCGAUGUGGAAACUCUGUGGUGGAUGACAGAGAGGAGUGUGACUGUGGAUCCUUCAAGCAGUGUUACAGCAACCCGUGUUGCGACAGUAGCUGCUUCUUUACGCCUGGAAGUGCUUGUGACACUGGCAGGUGUUGCACCAACUGCUCCUUCUCAUCCCUAGGGACACUCUGCAGGCCAAUCCAAAACAUAUGUGACCUUCCAGAGUACUGCCGCGGGCUGAGCUCCUCGUGCCCUGAAAAUGUUUACCUGCAAGAUGGAACCCCAUGUACUGAAGAGGGCUACUGCUAUCAUGGAAAUUGUACUGACCGCAGUAUGCACUGCAAGGAGAUCUUUGGUGAAGGCGCAGUGAAUGGUGCGGAUAUCUGUUACAGAUUAAAUACAGUGGGAUACCGAUAUGGACAGUGUUUAACAAGUGGUGCUACCAGGCUAAGACGUUGUAAUGCCGCUGAUGCUAAGUGUGGACGCCUACAGUGUGCCAACGUCACGCGCCUGCCUCAGUUGCAAGAACAUGUUGGAUUCCACCAGUCUCGAAUAGAUGGAGCCCCGUGUUUUGGGUUGGAUUUACACCUUGGGGCAGAGACAACUGAUGUUGGUCAUGUGAGGCCUGGUACCCCCUGUGACGGUGGAAGGUUCUGUGUCAACAGCACGUGCAGUGGUUCUGUGGCUGCCAUAAACUAUGACUGUCACCCUUCCAAAUGCAACCUCAGGGGAAUUUGCAACAAUAGAAGGAACUGCCAUUGCCACGUAGGCUGGGACCCUCCCCGGUGCAUCCAUAGAGGCGCCGGAGGGAGUGUGGACAGUGGACCCCCUCCGAGAAGAAUGCGGUCAGUGAGGCAAAGUGAUCUGUCUGUGGUGUACUUGAGGGUGGUCUUUGGGCGCAUGUACGCCUUCCUAGCUGCCCUCCUUUUUGGAGUGGCCACCAACGUGCGAACCAUCAAGACCACUACAGUUAAGGAAGAGACAGAUGCAAACUAA
Messenger RNA from Pteronotus mesoamericanus, 3057 nucleotides. Its product is annotated as disintegrin and metalloproteinase domain-containing protein 21-like. The record is from RefSeq and is a predicted model, not a curated record. NCBI's taxonomy places the organism in Eukaryota, Metazoa, Chordata, Mammalia, Chiroptera, Mormoopidae. The transcript has 6 exons. Gene Ontology annotation, biological process: male gonad development; proteolysis. Gene Ontology annotation, molecular function: metalloendopeptidase activity. Gene Ontology annotation, cellular component: external side of plasma membrane; plasma membrane; sperm head plasma membrane.